Molecule: messenger RNA, 2882 nt
Organism: Hipposideros armiger (great roundleaf bat)
Lineage: Eukaryota; Metazoa; Chordata; Mammalia; Chiroptera; Hipposideridae
Gene: EXTL1
Product: exostosin like glycosyltransferase 1
Exons: 9
Coding region: 852-2675 (607 amino acids)
Cellular component (GO): Golgi apparatus; membrane
Molecular function (GO): glucuronosyltransferase activity; acetylglucosaminyltransferase activity
Source: RefSeq, a predicted model, not a curated record
GUUGCUUGGAGAGGGAUCGGAGAAGACAGCAACAGGACUUGUAGGCCAUGGGGCAGGGGCUUAGCACAGGAUCCCUGGCCUCUGCAUCGUGAUAACGCCAAGCCAGAGCGUGCAGGGACAGCUUCUAGGGGUUGGGGGAGGAGGGGCCGAGCUGCCUGAGCUGGGGACAGCGGCAGGGUGGGAGAGGACCAGGAUCAAGAGCCCUCCCUGCACCCCAGGCAAGGGACACCAGCUGCACCCAAGCCUUGACCUCAGCCGACCCUGAUAGCCCACAUAGAGCACAGGGUCUAAUUUUAGCUGAGCCACAGGGCCAGCAGCCCAGGAGUGCCUGUCAGGGCGAACAGGGGUGGCCAGGGCACCUCUGGGGCUGCUCAGGCAAGAGGAUUGGGGAGACCACCCCUGCUCCUUCCAGCCCUGCACCCUGGCCAAACUGCCUCCUAUGGGAGCCCUAACGGGUCCCCCAUGGCCUGGCAGACAGUCCUCCUCUCCAUUGAGGGCUGGGUCAGGGGGUGCAGCCAUGAGGGCAGAAGGCCACAGCCUAGCAGUCAGGACAGGGGUUGCAUCAGCCUGAAUAGUGCUCAGGGGCGGGAGGCCCUGCUGGUUGUCCAAAGGCCGAGGAAGCGGAGUCCUGACCACAGGAAGCCAAGGCCAGAAAGCUGGUCCUCCCCAGCCUCCUUGUGCCUGGUUGGUGACUCGCUGUUUGACCUUACACAGGCAGCCUGCUCUUGAUGGGCCUCGGUCUUCCCAUCUAUACAAUGUGGGUGCUGAACUAGUAGGUUGAUCCCUGCUCCAGCGAUCCACCCUCAGGUCCCCAACUCCUGCUUCCCCCAGCCUUGGCUGUGGGUGGCCACAUGCAGCCGUGGAGAAGGAAGGCCCUCUGGCUGGCACUGUUGGCCUCCUGGCUCCUCGGCCUCCUGGGAGUCUUUCCCCUUCUCCACCUGGCAGUGCCGGCCAGACCUCGGGCAGGGGCCCCCAAAGGCUGGCCCCGCUGGCUGGAUGCAGAGCUCCUGCAGAGUUUCUCCCAGCCUGUGGAGCUCCCAGAAGAUGCCCUUCAACCUCCUCUAGCCCCCCGUAGUGGCCACUGCAACUGGGGAGCUUGCUUUGACACCUCGAAGUGCAGGGGUGGUGGCUUCAAGGUCUUCGUGUACCCAGCGGCUGAACCCGUCUCUGAGACUCAGCGCAGGAUCCUGGCUUCCGUUGAGGGGUCCCGCUACCACACAUUCAGCCCUGCCGAAGCCUGCCUCCUCCUCCUCCUCAGCCUGGAUGCCCCUGCUGGAGAGUGCAUCCCGGUGCCCCCACAAUGGAAUGGGGGCAAGAACCAUCUGGUCCUCCGGCUCCACUCAGCCUCCUGCUCCCAGACCAUCCAGCUGGGACAGGCGAUGGUGGCCGAGGCCAGCCCCAUAAUGGACACCUUCCGGCCUGGCUUCGAUGUGGCCCUCCCGCUUCUCCCUGAAGCCCACCCGUUGCGAGGUGGGGCUCCUGGCCAGCUGCGGCAGCACAGCCCCCACCCCAGGGUGGCCCUGCUGGCCCUGGCAGAGGAGAGGGGCGGGUGGCGCAUGGCAGGCACCAACUCUUCUGCUUGCCUCUGGGAUGGGCGCUGUGAACAGGACCAUGGACCCGAGCAGACCCGCCCUGGGGCAGCGCUGCCCAAUGCCACCUUCUGCCUCAUCCCUGGCUGCCGUCCUGAUGCCUUGCGCUUCCUCCAAACCCUGCAGGCUGGCUGCAUCCCUGUGCUUCUCAGCCCUCGCUGGGAGCUGCCCUUCUCCGAGGUCAUCGAUUGGACCAAGGCAGCCAUUGUAACUGACGAGAGGCUCCCACUUCAGGUCCUCCUGGCUGCCCUCCAGGAGAUGCCCCCGACACGGGUCCUCGCCCUGCGCCAGCAGACCCAGUUUCUAUGGGACACCUACUUCUCCUCAGUGGAGAAAAUCAUCCAUACCACUCUGGAGAUUAUUCAGGACCGGAUCCUGGGCGUAUCUGCUCACCCCUCGCUGUUGUGGAACAGCCCCCCGGGGGCACUCCUGGCCCUGCCCACCUUUUCUACAAGCCCCUUGGACUUCCCCUUCUACCAUCUACAGCAGGGCUCUCGCCCUGCAGGCAGGUUCAGCGCCCUGAUCUGGGUGGGGGCCCCAGGCCAGCCCCCGCUGAAGCUCAUCCAGGCGGUGGCAGGCUCCCAGCACUGUGCCCAGAUCUUGGUUCUCUGGAGCAGUGAGAAGCCGCCCCCACCCAGGUGGCCUGAGACAGCAGUGCCUUUGAUAGUCAUGAAGGGGCCCAGGAAGGUCAGUGACCGCUUCUUCCCCUACAGUGCCAUCAGCACCGAUGCCAUCCUCAGCCUUGAUGCACACAGCAGUCUUUCCACAAGUGAGGUGGACUUUGCUUUUUUGGUGUGGCAGAGCUUCCCGGAGCGGAUGGUGGGCUUUCUGACGUGGAGUCACUUCUGGGAUGAGGCCCGGAAUGGCUGGGGCUACACUGCCAAGAGGUCCAACGAAUUCUCCAUGGUCCUCACCUCGCCUGCCUUCUACCAUAGGUACAGAUGGAAAUUCCAGUCAUCAGGAUCUGAGGGCCUGAGACCCCCCACCCCGUCUUUAAACCAGGAGCAGGGUGGCAUGGGAGUGAAUACAGCAGUCAGCCUAGAGCCCAGAAAUACAGGUUCAAGGCACAGAUCUGCCAUUUCCUAGUUGAGGCUCAGCUUCCUCACCUGUAAAACGUAUUCACUUCACAGGGCUGGUGUGAUAAUCAAGGAGAAAACCAAAUGAAGUGCUUGGCACACAAAUGGUCAACAAAUGGUAGCUAGUGUUAUUUUAAAUACAGCUAUGCAGAGGGUCUGGAAGGUGUUUGGGUGUGGUAGUGGUGAUGGGGGGGUGACAAGAGAAUGAUCCUGAUGC